Drosophila willistoni is the source of this 936-nucleotide messenger RNA. RefSeq names its product circadian clock-controlled protein daywake. NCBI's taxonomy places the organism in Eukaryota, Metazoa, Arthropoda, Insecta, Diptera, Drosophilidae. Bases 16 to 873 code for a protein of 285 amino acids. The transcript has 3 exons. The record is from RefSeq and is a predicted model, not a curated record.
CGAUGACAAAUAGAAAUGACAAAGAACAUGGAGAAGGUUGCCCAUAAAUACAUCGUGUGCUUAGUUAAAGUCAGUCAGUUGCAAAUUAAGGAGUCGGCCAAGAUGUUGUGUGUUAAACGUUUCGAUUUUGUGUUAAUAGUCUUAUUUGGCCUAUUGGAUUUAGACCAUGGCAAACAGUUUCCUGCUCCUAUCAAACGUUGUCGUAUGGAUGAUGAGGCAUGUCUAGUUCAACAGGGUGAAAUGUUCUUUAAAACCUUUAAACAUGGCAUUCCCGAACUUGGAGUGGACAGCAUUGAUCCCCUUGACCUGGGUACUCUAACAAUUGAUAGUGGCGAACAAUCGGCAUCACUUCAAUUCAAAUUGGUUUUGACCAAUGCUAAAUUAUAUAAUCUAGGUAGUUCGACUAGUGUAAAGUCAUUAAAGGGUUUCAUCAAGGAUCCCAAGAAAAAUCUUAAAUUGACCCUUGUUAUAUAUGCUCCUGAAUUGGAGCUGCAUGCUCAAUAUGAUGUUAAUGGCAAAGUUCUUAUAUUGCCCAUAGUGAGUAAGGGUAAUGUGAUUAUUAGAUUAAAAAAAAUGACGGGUAAAUCACGUAUCAUUGCCGAGCCGCAGAAACGAGAUGAUGGCAAAACAUAUCUCAAUAUUAUUGACUACAAAACGGUGUCCAAAAUGGAGGGUGGCCACUUUAAUAUGUCCAAUCUGUUCAAUGACAAUGUCGAGUUAAGGGAGAGCACAUUGAAGGUACUCAAUGAUGAGUGGGAAGCCCUCGCCAUGGAUAUACAACCCAGAAUUAAUGAAGCGUGCGAUCGUGUCUUAAAAAAAGCUUUACAACGUUUUUGGAAUGAUAUACCAUAUGAUGAAUUUUUUGAAAACUAAUAAAUCGAUUGAUAUUCAGUUCUUAUUCAGUUUUAUUGCCUUCUUCACGUGGCAACAUCGAAA